This is a messenger RNA of Macrosiphum euphorbiae (potato aphid), 2037 nucleotides long. The record is from the annotation of a GenBank genome assembly. Lineage: Eukaryota; Metazoa; Arthropoda; Insecta; Hemiptera; Aphididae.
AUGUCGAAAAACGUAUACCUCCCGUAUAGGGCGACAUCCGAGAAGGCUCACAUCAAGUCUAUGGAACAUUACAGGGAAAUGCACAAUAAAUCGUUGGAGUCGACUGAGCAAUUUUGGUCAGAAAUCGCGUCACAAUUUCACUGGGAAACGCCGUACGACAUCAACAACUUUUACUCGUACAACUUCGACGUGACCAAGGGGCCCGUGCAAGUCAAAUGGAUGGAAGGCGCCACUACAAACGUGUGCUACAACCUACUGGACACGAACGUGCGCAACGGGAUGGGUGGCAAAGUAGCUUUUUACUGGGAAGGCAAUGAUCCGGAAGACUAUAGCAAAAUCACAUAUAAAAAACUUUUAGAAGAAGUAUGCCGGUUUUCAAAUGUAUUGAAAUCCAAAGGCGUAGUUAAAGGUGACCGUGUCGCAAUUUAUAUGCCAAUGGUUUUUGAGAUCGUGAUUGCUAUGUUAUCGUGUGCAAGAAUCGGCGCAGUUCACUCCAUUGUUUUCGCAGGAUUUUCAUCCGAUUCUCUAGCAGAACGUAUGGCCGACUGUAAGUGCAAGGUCCUUGUGACAGCUGAUAGCGUAUACAGAGGAGACAAAUUGUUAAACAUUAAAAGCCUAUGUGAUAUUGCAAUGGACAAAGCCAAGAAUUUUGGCCACGAAGUUUCAACUUGUAUUGUAGUUCGUCACUUACCGCGUCUUUACAGAUCCAUGAACACAUCAAAUGGUACAAAUGGGUCUAACUCCGACAUCAUAGAUCUACACUCAGACGUUCCAUGGACUGAUGGACGAGAUUAUUGGUGGCAUGAUGAGAUGGACGAUGUAGAACCCUCUUGUUAUCCAGUCUGGGUGUCUGCAGAAGAUCCACUAUUUAUGUUAUACACGAGUGGAUCAACAGGAAAACCAAAAGGAGUGCUUCAUACAACUGGUGGAUACUUAUUAUACGCUGCUACUACUUUCAAGUAUGUUUUUGAUUAUCACCCAGGGGAUGUUUAUUGGUGCACAGCAGAUAUUGGUUGGAUCACUGGCCACUCUUACGUUGUUUAUGGACCUUUAGCAAAUGGGGCAACUUCAGUUAUAUUUGAAGGAACACCAUUUUAUCCAGAUAAUGGAAGAUACUGGUCAGUUAUUGAAAAAUACAAAGUUACACAGUUUUACACUGCACCGACAGCCAUUCGUGCACUGAUGAAGUUUGGAGAAGAACCAGUGAAGAAACAUAAUCUCGAUUCACUAAAAGUAUUAGGUUCAGUAGGUGAACCAAUAAACCCGGAAGCUUGGUUGUGGUAUUACCAACAUAUUGGUAAAGAAAGAUGUUCCAUAGCAGACACAUUUUGGCAAACUGAAACCGGAGGGCAUGUUAUAACUCCACUCCCGGGUUGUACACCAAUGAAACCAGGAUCGGCAUCAUUUCCAUUCUUUGGUGUUAAACCAAUCCUAUUGGAUGAAAGUGGUAAAGAAAUUGAAGGAGUUGGCGAGGGAUACUUAGUUUUCAAUAAGCCUUGGCCCGGUAUAAUGCGCACAUUAUUUGGAAAUCAUGAACGGUUCCAAUCAGUUUACUUCAGCAAAUUUCCAGGAUACUAUUGUACAGGAGAUGGUGCAAGAAGAGAUGAAGAUGGAUACUUUUGGGUGACUGGAAGAGUGGAUGAUAUGUUAAAUGUAUCUGGGCACUUGAUGAGCACUGCUGAAGUGGAAUCUGUACUCACUGAACACCCAGAUGUUUCUGAAGCUGCAGUUGUAUCAAGACCACAUCCAAUCAAAGGAGAGUGUCUUUAUUGUUUUGUUACUCCUAAUCAUGGAGUGACUUUUACACCAAAACUUUCAUCCGAGUUAGUUAAAAAAGUGAGGGAAUCGAUUGGGCCUUUUGCUAUGCCGGACGUUAUUCAACAUGCACCAGGUCUUCCAAAAACUCGGUCUGGAAAAAUAAUGAGAAGAGUUUUACGAAAAGUAGCAAUCAAUGACAGAGAAGUAGGUGACAUAUCAACAUUAGCUGACGAACAUAUAGUUGAAGAACUAUUCAAAAAUCGGCCGGAAAAAUCAUAA